Molecule: messenger RNA, 5557 nt
Organism: Myripristis murdjan (pinecone soldierfish)
Lineage: Eukaryota; Metazoa; Chordata; Actinopteri; Holocentriformes; Holocentridae
Product: cyclin-dependent kinase-like 5
Exons: 19
Coding region: 241-3354 (1037 amino acids)
Biological process (GO): regulation of dendrite development; positive regulation of axon extension; protein phosphorylation
Cellular component (GO): nucleus; dendrite cytoplasm
Molecular function (GO): ATP binding; protein kinase activity
Source: RefSeq, a predicted model, not a curated record
GUAGCUGGUGCAAUGAAAAUAUCUUCGUUGGUGGGUGGAUAUAUGGGCCCAGUUCUGUCAUAUUUUCCCAAACAGUGACUGAGUGAGGGUGAGCCACUGACAAAGGCAUGUGGUGGGUGCUAUGGCUUUCAGUCGGCGUAUGCCUCCAGGGAGCCAACAGCUGGCCUCCUCGUGCCAUCUUUUAGCUGGGCCGCCCCUCUGUGAGCUCCACGCACUUCACGCAAGUUACCUUUUGACUUCAUGAAGAUUCCUGACAUCGGUGAUGUAAUGAAUAAAUUUGAAGUCCUUGGGAUUGUAGGUGAAGGUGCCUAUGGUGUUGUUUUGAAGUGCAGACAUAAGGAGACCAAUGAAAUUGUGGCCAUUAAGAAAUUCAAGGACAGUGAAGAGAAUGAGGAGGUUAAAGAGACCACGCUACGGGAGCUUAAAAUGCUCCGCACCCUCAAGCAGGAGAACAUCGUUGAGCUGAAGGAGGCCUUCCGCAGGAGAGGAAAGCUUUACCUUGUCUUUGAGUACGUGGAGAAGAACAUGCUCGAGCUGCUUGAGGAGCUACCCAAUGGUGUGCCGCUCGAGAAAGUGCGCAGUUACAUCUACCAGUUGAUCAAAGCAAUUCACUGGUGCCAUAAGCAUGACAUUGUUCACAGGGAUAUAAAGCCAGAGAACCUCCUCAUCAGCUCAGACGAUGUCCUCAAGUUAUGUGACUUUGGCUUUGCACGUAAUCUCUCUGAGGGGAAUGAUGCCAAUUACACAGAGUAUGUGGCCACUAGAUGGUACCGCUCUCCAGAGCUCCUGCUUGGGGCUCCUUAUGGCAAGGCAGUGGACAUGUGGUCAGUGGGCUGCAUCCUGGGGGAGCUGAGUGAUGGACAGCCUCUGUUUCCAGGAGAGAGCGAGAUCGACCAGCUCUUUACCAUCCAAAAAGUGCUGGGACCCCUGCCACCAGAACAGAUGAAGCUCUUCUAUAACAACCCUCGCUUCCACGGGCUGCGGUUCCCUGCUGUGAACCACCCCCAAACCCUGGAGCGAAGAUACCUGGGAAUCGUCAGUGGAGCCUUGCUGGACCUGAUGAAGAGCUUGCUAUUGCUCAGCCCAACAGAGCGCUUUCUGACAGAGCAGAGCCUGAACCACCACGCCUUCCAGACCCAGCGGCUGGUGGAGCGGCCCGGCCCACCAACACCUACACCUGUACGCUCUUCCAAGAGAAAACCUCACCAUGGAGACAACACCACCCCCAGCAGGAGUCAUGGAGGAAAGAGCUCAGGACACCACCGCUCCAGCAGCAGAGACUGCUCCAGUCUGCCUCGGCAUGAAGACGUACUCCCCAGCAAUGAUGGCUUUCUCAAUGGCAAUAUAUCUGCUUCGGUCAACCUUAGUCCCACGCUGCAUCCUAAGAACUACCAGCCGCAGAUCUUCAACCAUUCAACCUCAUGCAACAUGGACCUGGCCAGCAGUAACCUGCCUCAUCUGCUCAAUCCCAGCGAAGGCAAGAGCAAGGGGGACUUUGACGUAAAUCUGGGGUCCAAGGUGUCUGACGGCCCUGGAGCCAAGUACCUCAAAUCCAACUUCCGCUCACAGCAGAACCGCCAUUCUUUUGUGGAGGGGAAGACCAACACGCUUCAAUCAGGGGACAAACACAGUCGACACAGCUACAUGGAAUCCCACAGUUCCUCCAAGUUCGCCUAUCUGAACUUGUCCAAGAGCCAUGGCAUGCUGAGUGACGCCAAGUCAGUAGGGAACCUAAAUGAAGUGCACCUAAUGGCUGAUGAGCCCUCAUCUCGCUACUUUCCCUCCAGCUGCCUUGACCUCACAGCCCCGAGCAGCCCAUCAACCCGCCGUGGGGACAGGUUAGGCCACAGCACAGGUGGCCGAGGAAGCAUGCGCUCAGAUAGAGAGAGCAAUACCUUAGACUCAUCAUACCGGCGCUCCUCCACGCGCCACAAGACCUCAGAUGAGGCCAAGUCCUCAGAUGCUCUGGACCCCGGGGAGAGCGGUGUUGGCGGGAGCCAUGCUCACUCCCUGUCUGCCCCACAUGAUGCGCUGUCUUACGGUCAGGGAUACACCAGCCCCUUCUCCUCCCAACAGCGGCCACAUCGCCACUCCAUGUACGUACGGAGGGACCUUCAGAGGACACACGCGGGAGACGAAGGACUGGUAGUGGGACAAGGCGUGCCCACCAGAGCCAGCAGCCUCCAGCUCCUUUCUCCACAGCUGCAGCACCGCACCUUGCCCCGGCACUCAGGGGGUUCCUCCAGAGAAGACGACAUGAGCAGGAGCGAACAGGCAACCUCUGAGGUCACCCACAGCAGACCCCCAAUAAGGGACUCCACACGGGACAACACCGCAUCUUUUCACAUACAGCGGCAAAAAAGCGAGGUUGGGAUGUAUCAUGACCAGCAAACGGAGGAUGGGGGUUCUUCCAAAGAGAACCGCAACAUCUACAGCGACUCCAUGUCUAGGAGGGUGGGCAGCUUCUACAGAGUCCCUUCUCCCCGGCCAGACAACUCGUUCCAUGACAACAGGGGGCAGAGCCGGAGCUCUGGCCUGGCAGCAGAUGGCAGCACUUUGUCUAACCAUUCCAAACGUCAACCAGCCUUUGACCCUUGGAGUGGCCCAGAGACUGUAGUUAUGAACACAUCUGAGCCAUCCAAAGAAAAGGAGAAGCAGGGUUUCUUCAGAGCAAUAAAGAAGAAAAAGAAAAAAUCUCAAAUGAUGGAAAUCCCUGAUGGAAGGCCUCCCAUCAUCAAGAAAUGUCUUUUCCCUCUGUUUAACUCAAAGAAUAACAUAAAGCAUAGUUCCUCUGUGAGAGUCCUCCCUGUAGUGUCCUCUCCCAUGGUUCCUAAUGAAGGGGUGGAUACAGUCAUCCAAAAGUCCUCCAGGUCCUCUGGCCACCAGAGCAGCCGCCACAGGACCCGCGACAAGAGCAGGGACCGGGACCAAGAGCGUGACAGGGACAGGGACAAUGACUGGCCACCUGAGAAAAUGUCAGAUGCACACGCUCCGAGUCAACCACUGAAGUCUUUGCGCAAGCUCCUGCACCUUUCAUCCUCAUCCUCCAACCAAACCGCCCCGUCCGAUAUGCGCUUCCAGCCCCUACCUAAUCCAGCCUCUGCCAAAACUGGUUUCAGUGAAAGUCGGGGUCACUCAGGAGUCAGCACCCCCCAGCUGAAGAGCCGACAGGCAGCCUACCCGCUCCCGGGGCAGAUGGAGUCCGGCUGGCACACAUCAGGCCUGGGCCGCACCGAGGGCAACCCAUACCCAGAGCAAAUGAGCAUCAAGGGAGGUCAAAACGGGCACGGCUUUGGACGCCCUUCUCGAUCUCGUAUGCCAAACCUGAACGACCUGAAAGAGACAGCUCUGUAAUGUCCCUCACCCGCCAUCCAGUGCUCAGAUCCACUUCGAACCCCUCUGCCUCCCAACUGUCACUCCUAAGCUUUUACCCCUAUUGAAGACACACUCACGCUCACACAAACACUCACACACACAGAUAUUAAACCCUUCCAUUUUAACCACCUGCUUGCAAAUAGGCCGAAAGCGUAGGCCUUUUCAUGUCUUAAUUUUUUAAAGCUUCCAUGGUUGAUAGACUUUAUAAUAUUACAUAUGUAAUUCUGAUUAUAAUUUUUAUCAUAAAGUGAAUAUGUUACAGAUUAAAUAUAUAUAUAUAUAUAUGGAUAGCUAAGGUGUAGAUUUUAAGUGUAAGUAUUUUUGAUUCUAUUCACUAGAAAUAUAGUACAUUUUACUGCAUAGUAUUACCUUAAGGCUAUCUAAAGCAGUCUGAACAAAUAACAUUUUAUCAGUUGUUACAAUAGAGAUUGGUAAUGCCAGUAACGUUGCAUUGUGUUCAUCUUACCCAGGAUUAACCCUUUGAUCCAAGCAGCAUUGCCUUUGGAUGUGCUCUGUCAUACUGGUUAGGGAUGCUCAAGUGUGCAUUGCACAAACCACAACUUCAUUUCAAAGCAGUCUUGUGUUUGAAACUAGAGCCAAAGUUUUCUGAGUUGGCACUGACAGUCUAAGACCUUUAGAUUUGCUUGGUCAUUGUUAGGAUAUAGGUUUUUAUAUCAUAUUGAAAUGCAGCCAUUUUAGAAAUUAUGGUGCCAUAAACUGAUAGAAACGACCUGAACCUACAUCACCCUCUGUAGGAUAUAAUGAAGCACUGCAUCUACUAUUUUUCUGACUGAGAUUAUUAUGUACUAACAUGUAGGGGUUGACUCUGUUAAAUUCACUUAAAGUGUUUUCAUGCACUAUAUUAAGGAGUUGUUUGUUUUUUUUCAGUAUAUCUUAAAAACUACGGUUACACCUCAGUCAUUACCAGUAGAACAAACAGAAUAACUUAAUAUGUUAAUUGUUCCUCGUACAAAUUGUGCCGGGGUCUGUUUGGUAGUAAAAUUAUCUAAGACUCACUACUGUAAACACUAAAAUAUUUUUAUCAACAAACAUUUAUUCAAAAAAAAAGGGAAUGAAUAUGUCAUGCAGGCCUUGUGUAUGAAUUAUUUUCGGACACCAACGACAAAACCUUAAUAUUUAAUUUGCACUGUUUUGAGCAGACUUCAAGGAUCCAGUCUAUGGCAAAGGACAUCUGAAGUUGGAUACUGAAGGAUUUUCAUAAGGCGCCGAGGUCCCACCCCUACCAGGAUUCAUGGAAGUCUUUUAAAGCUCAUUUCUCAUAGAAAGAUUUCAUAAUAGCUUGUCCCAAGUGGUUCCACACGUUCAAUCAAUGAAGAAAUUUACCAGUGGGCCCGGAAUAUUUUACAAUUUGUAACUGUUGGAAAAAAAUUAUAUUAUAUAGGUCUACAAGCUUUUUUCAUUUUUUUUUUCAAUAAUUUCUUGUAAUUACUUUUACAACACAUGAAAUUGUAGGACUUUGAGGGUUUACUGGUCAGUUUUUAAAAUGACUGGAUGUCUUUAGCCAUUUGGAACCAGGUUUUACGAAAUCUUCAAAUGGAACCACAAUGGGGGCAGAAGCUCUUCACUACAGUUGUUUUCCAUCUGAGACAAAGUGCCAUGAAGGUAGCUUGGCAAAACUAAAUCCUAAACUUUCUAAUGUUGCACUUUGAAGAGACCGUGUGACAUAGCAAUAUUGCUAUUAGUCUAUGUAAAUUCCUCUUCACUUUGUGUUCAUUGUUUGCACAGUGUGUGAAGACUGUCAGCACCUGGGCUGACAACGCCCACAGACCACACUGAGUCCAAACAUGACCGUUAAAUCGUAUUGUGUAUUGUGCAUCUUUAAGGACUGUGCACACUCUCUGACACAAUACAUUUUUUUCCUUUGGAUUACUGUUUUGCUGAAGGAACACAGUGUAUUAUAUUAAUACUAAUGUGUGACUAUUUGUUUGGUAAUAUUUAUAACAGAAGAUGUUUAUCAACUAUUCAGAUGAAAUCAAGUAUUAAGUUUGUGCUUUUAUUACAGACACAAAUUAGUAGCAUAGUCAGUGUUAAUCUGCUUUUUUUUUUUCCAACAGAGCAUUUACACGAGGACAUAUGAACCCACAAACGAAUGCUUAACUAUUUUAGAAUAUUCAUGUUUACAUAUGUAUCAGUAAAUCUCAAAUAAAACAAACUGAUUUGA